AUGGAAAAUCACCACAAGAAGGCACAAAAAGGAAUAUUAAUUGGAUAUGACUCUGACAAUGGCUACCGUAUUUGGGACAGCAACUCUUUCAAACUGAUUCGUUCCAGAGAUGUCACUUUUAAUGAGAAUCCUUUAUUGGGUCACUUUGAAGAGAUUGACGAGCCUGUUGCCAUUCAGAACAAAACUGCUGAUAAAAAUUCCAACACCCUGUUUGACUUCGUCAUUCCUCGUCAGCAUGAAUGUUACACGCCGGCCGACACGAGCAACAUCCAGCAGACAUUGACAAGUCAUGAUGAAAGUAUCGCAUCGUCUUCUCAGCAAGAUGAACAUGCUGCUGAAUCAUCAUGUGCAGAGAUUGAAACUGCGAGUGAAGAUGACGUGCCAGAGGCUGAAACAUUUUUAGAGGCGGAGGAAUCCUUUUACGAGCCUAUAUCCGAAGAAGAGGUUAGCGAUGUAAUCGAGACAGAUCGUCAAGUCAACGAUAUAAAUGAAUCGAGGCCAGACCGUAGAGACGAUUCGUCUUUAUCUGCAUCUGAGAUCGAGGCUGAAGGCAGGAUGACGCUACGAGACCGAUCAAAUCUCAGGCCACCGGCUAGAUACAUAGACUUCAUUUGCAACAUUUGUAUGAAUGGCAAUUCGAUAAGCGAUGAAAAUCGAAAAGAGCCAAGUACAUUUCAAGAAGUGAUGGCAUCUAAAGAUUUUGAUGAAUGGAAAAAGGCAAUGGAUAAUGAAAUUAAUUCUCUAAAAGAAAAUGAAACAUGGGAAAUGGUAGAUUUACCCAAGGGCAGAAAAGCGAUCUCAAGCAAGUGGAUUUUUAAGAUCAAGACGAAUCCUGACGGAUCGAUUGAUAAAUACAAAGCCAGACUUGUAAUAAGAGGUUUUUCACAGAAGAAGGGUUUAGAUUAUUAUGAAACCUUUAGUCCUGUUGCAAAGACAAGUACCAUAAGAGCAUUACUCAGUAUAGCUGCUCAAGAAAAUCUCUCUCUAUGUCAGUUCGACGUUUCAACUGCCUUUCUAUAUGGCAAAUUGAAAGAGGAUAUUUAUAUGAAGCCUCCAGAAGGAUAUUCAAACAAUGAUGGUAAAGUUUGCAAACUUAAACGAAGUCUCUAUGGACUUAAACAAGCACCGAGGUGCUGGAACUCUACUAUUACUGAGCACAUCCUCAAAGUUGGCUUCAUACAGAGUGAGGGUGACCCCUGCUUGUUUAAAAGAGAGGGAAAGAACAAGUUAUUAAUAGCUUUAUAUGUUGAUGACGGAUUGAUAGCGUCAGCAAGUUCAAAAGAAACUGAAAAGUUUUUGGACGAAAUGCGUCAACGCUUCAAAAUCACAACGAAAUGCGGUUCCUAUUUUCUUGGAAUUGAAAUAGAACGUAAAGUUGAUAGGUCAAUCAAAAUUGAUCAAAAGAGCUAUGCAAAGAAGCUACUGCAAAGAUUUGGCAUGCAGAAUUGCAAAGCUGCAGUAACCCCAAUUGUUAAAGAUAACGUGCUAGCUUCGAAAGACAUUACGGAUAUCCAUGACUUUCCAUAUCGACAGGUUGUUGGAGCAUUAUCCUAUUUGAUGGUUGGCACUAGACCUGACAUUGCUUUUGCAGUUGGAAUAGUGUCACGGAAGCUAGAUAAUCCAACAUCAGAAGAUGUAGCGAGAGUUAAGCGAAUUCUACGCUAUGUUAAAGGCACCCUAGAGUAUGGUAUAACAUACAAAUCUUCCACUGUAGAACGAGGCUUAAGAUGCUACAGUGAUGCUGAUCAUGGUGGUGAUGAGACGACUGGACGCUCCACCAGCGGCAUGAUUUGCCUCAACGCCAAUGGUGCAAUAGCAUGGCAGAGUAAACGUCAGACUACUGUCGCAAUAUCUUCUACAGAAGCUGAAAUAAUUGCAGCAAGUGAGGCCGCCAGAGAAGUUAUAUGGCUUAAACGGAUCAUGAACUUCAUGCAGAGUAAUACUCAGAAGGAGAUUACACCACUCUUUAUAGAUAAUGAAUCCGCUAUAAGAUUAGCUUAUGAUCCACCUUACGAAGCACACCAGCGAACAAAGCAUAUAAGGCUUAAACAUUUUUUCGUAAGGCAGUGUGUCCUAGAAAAGGAUAUAAAAGUUGAGAAGGUUGAUACCAAGAAUCAACUGGCAGACUUCUUGACAAAGCCAUUAUUUAAGCCUAGGCUUCUAGAACUAUGUAAGCUAGCUGGAGCCUCCACUUAA
Molecule: messenger RNA, 2196 nt
Organism: Arctia plantaginis
Lineage: Eukaryota; Metazoa; Arthropoda; Insecta; Lepidoptera; Erebidae
Source: the annotation of a GenBank genome assembly